AUGCUCCAACAACUUUUACAAGGGCAAGCCAAAGGUUCUCUGGAAAUGAACAACAAGCUGGUUGAGAUACACUCUAAACUAGAGUCAUUGACUUCAAGAGUCCAAAUCAUUGAGUCUUCAAGUGCAUCAUCCUCUUCACCACAAGAGUAUGCCCAAGCAGUUACACUAAGAAGUGGGAGCAAUUCCCGAGUAGAGAACUCGAUCGAGCUGAAGAAACUGAGACACUGCAAGACAAACCAGAGCUCGAUCGAGCCAGAAGAGACAGACAAAGCAAACUCCAGCCAACCAGCUAAACCUGUUGCAAAGAAGAAAGACACUCCAGCAGGACCACCACCAUACAAGCCCCCUCUGCCCUUUCCAGGAAGGUUCAAGAAACAACUGUUGGAAGCACACAAGGCCAAGUUUGAUGAACUAAUGAGACAGCUUGAGUUGAAGUUGCCCUUCAUCGACGCCUUGAUGCUCAUUCCACCUUAUCAGAAAUUUCUGAAGGAUGCUGUUCAGCAAAGAACCAGGGAAGCACAAGGGAUGGUAGUGUUGACGCGAGUGCAGUGCAAUCAUUCAGCGGAAGGUCAUCUCCGACAAAAAGGAAGAUCCGGGGAGUUUCACUUUGCCCUGCAUGUUGGACCCCUAUCUUUCAAAAACAGUCUCUGCGAUCUAGGAUCAUCUGUCAGCCUCAUGCCUUUGUCUGUAGCAAAGAGACUGGGAUAUCACAAGUACCAAGCCUGCGGAAUCUCACUAGUCUUGGCAGAUAGAUCGAUAAGGUUACCAACUGGGAUGCUUGAAGACCUGCCUUUGAGGAUAGGGAAUGUGGAGAAAUCCCCACAGACUUCAUUGUGCUUGAGAUGGAUGAGGAACCAACAGAUCCAUUGA
This is a messenger RNA of Microthlaspi erraticum, 870 nucleotides long. Lineage: Eukaryota; Viridiplantae; Streptophyta; Magnoliopsida; Brassicales; Brassicaceae. The record is from the annotation of a GenBank genome assembly.